This is a messenger RNA of Ascochyta rabiei, 1092 nucleotides long. RefSeq lists its product as uncharacterized. Gene Ontology annotation, molecular function: oxidoreductase activity, acting on single donors with incorporation of molecular oxygen, incorporation of two atoms of oxygen; ferric iron binding. Lineage: Eukaryota; Fungi; Ascomycota; Dothideomycetes; Pleosporales; Didymellaceae. The coding region runs from base 1 to 1092 and encodes 363 amino acids. The record is from RefSeq and is a predicted model, not a curated record. The transcript is spliced from 2 exons.
AUGAAGUUCAUUUCCGCUCUUGUAGGAGCUGCUCUCCUCACUCAGCAGUCCGCUGCCCACCCGGACGACAGCCCCGAGGAGCACGCUCGUGAGAUCGCUCAGCGCAAUGCGUACUUGAGCACCCACAAGCGCUCGCUCGCUCACUGCGCCGAAGCACUGAAGGCUCGCGGCAACGAUCUUGCUAUGGCUCAUCGCCGCAGCUUGGAGGUCAAGAAGAUGCGCGCUAAGCGUGCCAUCGACCAGGAGAAGAACUACCUCCGUGCUCGUGACCUCGACACUGUUCUUGCCACCUCCCACGCCUCCAAUCGGACCGGCAUCACUGCCGAUACCGACCCGUCCGUGAUCUUCGCUGGCAACAACUCCUGUAUCCUCACCCCUGAGGUCACCUCGGGCCCGUACUGGGUUAAGGGCGAGAUGAUCCGCGAGGACAUCACCGAGGACCAGAAGGGUGUGCCCCUGCACCUCGACAUCCAGGUCAUCGAUGUCAACACAUGCGAGCCCAUCCCUUCUGUCUACCUCGAGAUAUGGAACUGCAACGCGACUGGUAUAUACUCCGGUGUUGUCUCCAGUCGCAACGGUGACGGCAGUGACGAGUCAAAUCUCGACAAAACCUUCCUCCGCGGUAUCUCGCAGACCGACGAGUGCGGUGUUGUGCAGUUCGACACUCUGUUCCCUGGCCAUUACACCAACCGUGCUACCCAUAUCCACAUCAUGACGCACACUCUCGAUGCUACUGUAAACGACAACAACACCCUGGCUGGUUCCUCACUCUCCCACGUCGGACAGAUGUUCUUCGAUCAGGACCUCAUCGAGGCAGUCGAUACCAUCGAGCCGUACGCCAGCAACACCCAGGUGAUUAAGGAGAACUACAAGGACACUUAUCUGAAAGAGAUGGCCAGCGAAGUUGACCCAAUGGUCGAAUACGUUUUUCUCGGUGACGAUAUAUCCGAGGGUAUCUUCGGAUGGCUGUCUUUCGGCAUGGACUCUAGUGCUUCUUACAACGUCACUCCUGCGGCCUACCUGUACGCUGACGGUGGCGUUACCAACAAAAACGCCAGCAUAGGUCCUCCUCCCGGGACCAACAGUACAUGA